CCGCGCUCCGCCCGCCUGGCGCGUUUGUCGCGCUCCGUCACCUUCAGCGCCUGCCACCGCCUGCACAGGUGAGCGGCCCCGCACAGUAAAGCCCUGAGUGAUGAGGAGAACCUGAAGCUGUUUGGGAAGUGCAACAAUCCAAAUGGCCACGGACACAACUACAAAGAUUGACCCAGUCUCGGGGAUGGUGAUGAACCUGACAGACCUGAAGGAAUACAUGCAGGAAGCAAUCAUGGAGCCACUGGACCACAAAAACCUGGACAAGGAUGUGCCCUACUUCUCCGAGGUGGUGAGCCAGCUCUGUUCCCCCUCAGCACCACGGAGAACGUUGCCGUGUUCAUCUGGGACAACCUCCAGAAGCUCCUGCCCCAGGGAAUCCUUUACAAAGUGGAGGUGCACGAGACCGAGCAGAACGUCGUCGUUUACAAGGGAGAAGAAACAAUUGUCAAGUGAAACCAGCCUCACCUCAGCUGCUCAGGAGAAAUUCUCCAUAAUCAGCUCCGUGGAUUCCUGCAGCCCUGCUCAGAAUUUCCUGCAGCCAGCCCUGGGUUCUGGGUUCCAUCUGGACAAGUGCAGGUGUCUCACGUGGACCCCCAAACCCCUUCUGGGUUCUCAGAAUGGGUUGGUUUCUCUGCUUUUCCUCAAGACCUUCCUGUUUUGCCAGCUGCUGUGAAAUUUAGAAUUGUGCCGUGGUGAAUAAAGCAGCUCUGGGGAGAGGAGGUGGCCUGGCAAAAUCAGAAAAGUCUUUGAUUUCU
Vidua chalybeata is the source of this 755-nucleotide messenger RNA. It is a transcript of the gene PTS, whose product is annotated as 6-pyruvoyltetrahydropterin synthase. The transcript is spliced from 5 exons. Gene Ontology annotation, molecular function: 6-pyruvoyltetrahydropterin synthase activity. Gene Ontology annotation, cellular component: mitochondrion. Gene Ontology annotation, biological process: tetrahydrobiopterin biosynthetic process. Bases 143 to 673 code for a protein of 176 amino acids. Lineage: Eukaryota; Metazoa; Chordata; Aves; Passeriformes; Viduidae. The record is from RefSeq and is a predicted model, not a curated record.